AUGCCAUCCGCAACGCCCCCAUCACCCUCCCCCCCUCCCCCCUUGCCCCAACAAUCAACCCCCGGCCCCCGCGCAACAGCCUUCACAACCCUCUACCUCUCCGCCCUCGACAGCACAUUGAAAUCAACAACCUACACCUCCUUCUCCGCCUGCUUCCCAACCGUCAGCGCGCGCGCCGAGGCUGCUCUGCGCGGCAUGCACGCGGGCAUGCUGGAGCGGCUGCGCGGGUUUGCCGUUGAGGAUUUCGAGAGGAUAAUGGAGGAGAGGAGGGUUGUGGAACGGGUGAACGGGUUGGAGGAUGUUAUUACCGAAGCGAGGAAGAGGAGGGCUGCGGGGGUUGAUGGGGGAUGGGCUGAUAAGAGAGAUAGACCACAUACACUACCACCGAAACCGUUGAUGGAGAGCCACACGCUGCCGUUGCAUAGGGCGCAGAACGGACAGUUGAAUGCGAGGCUGCAGACGGUGCAGAGCCAGAACGCGAUGUUAGGGGCGGAGAUCCGGGCGCAGAGGGAGGAGAUUGAGGAGCUGCUGAAAAAAGUUGAGGGCGGGGUGGGGGAUGUUGAGAUGGCGGGAGUUAGGCUUGGAGAGAGGGUUGGGGGGUUGAGUGGGGAGGGGAGGACGGCGAGUGAGGUUUUGAGUGGGUGGGAGAGGUGA
Molecule: messenger RNA, 654 nt
Organism: Mollisia scopiformis
Lineage: Eukaryota; Fungi; Ascomycota; Leotiomycetes; Helotiales; Mollisiaceae
Exons: 2
Coding region: 1-654 (217 amino acids)
Biological process (GO): chromosome segregation
Cellular component (GO): MIS12/MIND type complex
Source: RefSeq, a predicted model, not a curated record